Messenger RNA from Trichomycterus rosablanca, 4180 nucleotides. RefSeq names its product aryl hydrocarbon receptor interacting protein (gene aip). Lineage: Eukaryota; Metazoa; Chordata; Actinopteri; Siluriformes; Trichomycteridae. Gene Ontology annotation, molecular function: peptidyl-prolyl cis-trans isomerase activity; protein binding. The coding region runs from base 40 to 1065 and encodes 341 amino acids. The record is from RefSeq and is a predicted model, not a curated record. The transcript has 7 exons.
UUCGACUGUGUAACCGUGGUGUUGCUCGGACUGAAAAUAAUGGAGGAGGUUGCUCUUAGACUCGCCGCGGAUGGAAUUCAGAAAAAGGUGCUUUCUCCUGGAAAUGGAGAAAUACCUUUCUUUAUUGAUGGCACAAAGGUCAUGUUUCAUUACCGCAGCAGCCUGUGUGAUGGAACGCUGCUGGAUGACUCCAGGAACAUGAACGGAAAGAGUAACCCCAUGGAGCUCAUCUUGGGUAAGAAGUUCAAGCUGCCCGUGUGGGAGGAUGUGGUCACCACCAUGAAGGUCGGUGAGGUCGCCGAUUUCACCUGCGAUGUAAAGCACACGGCUCUGUACCCACUGGUCUCUCAGUCCCUGCGCAACAUCAGCGUGGGUAAAGACCCUCUGGAGGGACAGAGGCACUGCUGUGGCAUCGCACAGGGCCACUCGCACCACUCGCUGGGACACGGCGACCUGAACCGGCUGCAGGUCAACCCUCAGCCGCUGGUCUUCACCAUCGAGCUGCUGGAGGUUUUGUCCCCAGGCUCCUUUCCUCUGGAGACGUGGGCCAUGACGGACGAGGAGAAACUCGCCGCCGUGCCACACAUCCACGAGGAGGGAAACGCGCUCUUCAAGCAAGGAGACGUCCACAAAGCUGCCGAGAAAUACUACAACGCCAUCGCCUGUCUGAAGAACCUGCAAAUGAAGGAGCAGCCCGGUGAUAAGCCCUGGAUUAAACUGGAUCUGAUGAUCACGCCUCUCUUGUUAAAUUACUGCCAGUGUCAGCUGAUGCAGGGUCAGUACUACGAGGUUCUGGACCACUGCUCCUCUCUUCUCAACAAAUACGAAGAUAACGUAAAGGCGUACUUCAAGCGAGGAAAGGCCCACGCCGCCGUCUGGAACGAAACCCAAGCCCGAGCUGAUUUUGAGAAGGUGUUGGCGUUGGACCCGUCUCUGGGGCCGGCGGUGGCUAAGGAGAUCCGGCUGAUGGAGGAACGCCUCCGAGAGAAAGAGAAGGAGGAUAAGGGGCGCUACAGGAACCUCUUCGAUUACAGCAGCACGUCAGCAGCAGCUACUCCGAACUGAUACUGACGUGGAGAUCUGUUUGUUCCUCCUGAAGAGCGGCUCUGCACAGGGACGCUGUGCACCCAGAGCACACGGACGCUUCAUGAUGUCAGCACGAGCAACUUCAUCCUAUUUACACGCACACCGCUCCCCCUGCUAAUCGUGAUCCUCACUGUUACUUACCCCUCAUCACCUGGAAUUAGGGCUGCGUCUCAAACGCUGGCGUCUGAUGGGAAAGUCCCAUGACGAGAUUUCACUGGCUAUAUAAACUGCGCUGGAAUAGGGAAUAGCCUUCACACCCAAAAGAAAGGUUUUAGAAAUAGACUUAACGUUUGCUUCAGUUCUUCUUGGAACUGUUUAGAUGCUCCGUUAUACGUGUUUGCGUUCCUCGGCCAGAGCGGAGGUGAAACGCACACAGCGUUUGGGACGCAGCCCAGAAUGGUGAUAAGAUACUGAUUUGUUUAAACAACAACAUUUGAGGGAAUUGAAACAACAACCAUCGUGCUACGCUACAACUGCAUUAGUUAGGGUUGUUUUGGAACACAACAGUCGUAGAAGACAAUCGCGAUGAUAUACAGUAGGCUCUCCUAUAGCGCUUUCCCUCGUGUUUAUCCUAGAUACGCUAUAUAGCCAAAAGUAUGUGGACGCCCCCCCUGAUGAUUGAAUUCAGUUGUUUCUGGUGUUUAAAAAUGAUAUGAGGGUAAAUUAUAUGCUUUUACAUUGUGGAAACAGUUUGGGGAAGUCCUGUUUCACUGUCAGCUUGAUUACACCCCUGAUGCUCCAGAUGUUCCACACAGACCCCUGGUCUCAACCCAACUCAACAUUUCGACUGAAUUGGCACAAAUUCCCACAGACAUACUCCAAAGUCCUGUCAAAAGUUUCCUAGAGAAGUGGAUCAUAUUAAAACUACCAAGCAAAGACGGAGCAGUUCAGAAUAAAUGCACAUGGUUUGGUUUGGUUUGGUUUGGUUUGGUCAGGUGUCCCAAUACUUUUGUUCAUAUAGUGUAUCUGCCAUGUUAUCUUACUAUUAUUAUUAUUCAUGAUGUGUUUUUAUCGUUUAUGUAUCUUUAUAUGUUUAUAUGUAAACGUGUGUAUGUAUGUGUAUUACUUUUCAGUCGAUCGUUACGCUGAUGAGAUGGCGAGUUCAGUAAGAUCGAACAGAUCACGGAUUUAGACGCCGUGAUCGAUUCUGUAGAUCUUUGAAGCGGGGGUGGGCGAUACGAUAAGAGUUUAUCAUGAUAACAUACUGCUCAAACAUUAAAAACCCAUGUUCUGUUCCAAAGCCGCAGACUUAAAAAUCGGACCUCUGUCCCUUCUUCACCUGUAAUUGAACUCGAGCUUUGACCCUGUAUCAAAGUCCAAUUCAUCACAAUCCUUGGGAAGGGUGUCUACAUACUUUUGGCUGUAUUUCGUACAUCUAGAGGUACAGGAUUUAUUAAGCGUUCAGGUGAGCACAUGUGGUGGACAAAAUAACAGAAACGGCACAUCAACGAUUUUCCUUACGGCUUUACACAUUAGCUAAUUGGAUUGAAGUUUAAUAGUGUGUAUCAGCUAUAAAAAGCUGAUAUGUGUGACCUGAGGCAACUAACAGAGUUCCAAUAAGCUUAAACAGUCACUACCUGAGUUGCAGGUGCAUCAGUCGCAAAAUACUUAAAAACUCGCAUCGGCACCGAUCGGCUGGGCGGCAUCUAGAGGGCAUAAUUGGCAGUGCCUUCAAGGAGGGAUGAACGGAAUAUGUGGGCGGGGUCUGCAAACGCUGUGUAAGGACCCUGAUUAGCAGAUAGAGGCGCCUGUGCAGAAUGCAUGCGUGGAAAAGGGUUUCAUUAAGGGUGGAGGAGGCGUGAGCAGCAAUAUACCCUCCCAGACUCCAAAAAAUUGGGGAUCCCCAGCAGCGGAGGACAGAUUGACUACACUAAAUUGGGAGAAAAACGCAUUAUAUAUAUAUAUAUAUAUCAGUGGCGAUUUCUCCACGACUGCAAGGGAAGCUCAGCUUCCCCUAAAAUGUCAAAAAUUAAAUGGUCAAAUAUGUAGAGUUGUAUUAACAUUUCAUUGACUACAAAUGCGUUAGAACACGUUCAUCUGGAAGACGAGUUGGUUCAGAAUCAGCUACUUAUCACAAAUCCACUCACUCCAACUUCUCGUACAUCCCCGGAGCGUCGAUGCAUUUACCCGCAGGAGCUGAGCGUCUCUUCACUUCUAUGGGGCCGCAUGGAACGGAUUUUUCCAUUGCUUCGAAACUCACCGGUCAUUGGAUAAAUGCCACGAUCUUGUCCCGCCCCCGGACGCUGAGCGUCUCUGGGGGUGAAUGGAGCCGUGGGCGGGUCUGGACGCUGAGCUUCUGCAAGAUGAUUGGAGGAUCAGUCGAAAGGCUGAAUCCCGUUUUGAUUGACGGCUAUUUGCUGGCCAUUGAGAGGACACGGGUCAAGUCCCUGGAAAAGACGCCUACUUGGUACGAUAGGAUCACAGGCCAUUUUCUUAAAAUGGAACGGAGGGCAGAAUUUAUGUAUAAAUAAAUUGAAUAAGUUUUAUGAUGUAAGCCGACAAUGAGCUUCCCCUCUUAGAAAGACCAGCAGCCACCACUGUUAUAUAUAUAUACACUGUAUAUAUAUGUAUACAAAAACCAGUGUAUGAAUAGCCAAAACUGUAUGAGUGCAAAAGCUGGACCCCUAAGCUAUAUAUGGACAACUAAGCAAUUUAACAGGGUCAUGCGCACCCUAUGGUGCAAACACUUUUUAAGGUUAAUGUUUGAUCUAUAAUAAAUAACUUUCCUGUACAUACUACACACACUCAAAAGAGGUUUGAUAAAUAACAAAGUUUUCAAUUAAAAAAGAGCGCAGAUUGUGAAGUAGAUUUCGGUAAACUGAACCUAACAAGUGCACGUUAUUAGAACGUCCUUAAGUAUUGGGACGUGACGUUCGCCCGCUCCCGUCUCGAGAAUCUAACGACCUGCCAAAACCAAACACCCUGUGUGAACUCUUGUUCUGCUUGCCGGUCUGGUUUGCCUCCUCGUUCCCACUUCACACUGGUUCACUAUGAUGUGUUUGUGUUUGAUGUGAGAUCUCUCUGUACACGUUACUGUUCACUAAAUCCUGAAAACACUCGCCAACGACCAGAAUAAAACGAUCUCACUGUUGAA